Molecule: messenger RNA, 565 nt
Organism: Drosophila bipectinata
Lineage: Eukaryota; Metazoa; Arthropoda; Insecta; Diptera; Drosophilidae
Source: RefSeq, a predicted model, not a curated record
UUGUAUUUCUAUUCACUUUGAGUUUGUGCUUCCGUUUUAUGUUUAUUAACCUCUUAGAUGUUUGAUCAACUGACUUUAACUGGAGUUCUUCUUUUAGCGUUUUUUUUUCAUACACAUAUUUUAUGGAACUGCUACAAGCAAAGUUUCAAAGCCAUGAAAACCCCUGACUUUGAUAACAAACGGCCCCAUAUAAACUGCAAAGGGAAAUGAGCUCACAGGGAAGCAAAGCCAUUCGUGAAACUGUGAAAGUGUAAUCAAAUAAAUUCGCCAGCACAAUAAUACCACUGACUGCCGAGGAGUACAAAGGUCAUCCGUAGAAAAUGUGCAUAAAAAACUGCGAAAACAUCAAAUUCGGGGACAGUAACGAUGGAGACAACUGCGAAGGUGGAAAGAAUAACGUCAUCCAUACUUCCGGUCCGGGCUACGAGUAUUUUCAAUUGCAAUUGCAACUGCAGUCCAAGCUAAACAAACAAAACAAAAAGGGUUCGAAAUUGCCCAACUUAAAGAUUCUAAUGUGUUGUUGCUACUUCAUAAUAAUAGUAUUGAUGAUUUAAAUAGAACUCAA